Messenger RNA from Colletotrichum chrysophilum, 1215 nucleotides. RefSeq lists its product as uncharacterized. The transcript is spliced from 3 exons. The record is from RefSeq and is a predicted model, not a curated record. The coding region runs from base 1 to 1215 and encodes 404 amino acids. NCBI's taxonomy places the organism in Eukaryota, Fungi, Ascomycota, Sordariomycetes, Glomerellales, Glomerellaceae. Gene Ontology annotation, molecular function: NADP binding; N,N-dimethylaniline monooxygenase activity; flavin adenine dinucleotide binding.
AUGUGUGGAGUCGCCCUAGGAGAUCGUCUAAUUCAGACUGGCACUUUGAGGCACAACGAAUUCAUCAUCAUUGACAAGAACUCCGACUUUGGAGGAGUGUGGAAGAUGAACAAGUAUCCGGGCGCUGUUUGUGACAUUCCCAGCCAUGCUUACGUGAUGAGAUGCUUUCUCAACCCAGGUUGGACGAAGAAGUUUGCGGAGGGGAGGGAGAUCCAACAGUACUACGUUGAUUUCGCCCGCAGAAACCAUCUCGAACGGAGCACUGUUUUCAACACUGUUGUGCACGAGGCAAGAUGGAACACAUCAGAUCGACUAUGGGAAGUUCUCGUCGAGGACGUGUUAACAGGUGACAAAACACGCUGGAUUGCGAACGUAAUUUACGAUAACGGUGGGGGCUGUCAUCGCCCAAAGUACGCCAACAUUCCGGGUAUCGACAAUUUCCAAGGCGAGCAGUGGCACACUGCUGAGUGGCCCAAGGACAAAAGCCUCACAGGAAAGCGGGUAGGUCUGAUAGGUACGGGCCCCAGCGCAGCCCAAGUCGCACCCAAUAUACAGCCCGAUGUCGAGAAGCUGUACGUUUUCCAAAGGAGCUGUGGUCAUGUUCUUCCCCGCAACAACCAUGCGAUUCCGCCGUGGAAGAAGCUGUUGUUCAAGAUCUGCUAUCCUUUGCUGUGGCUAUAUCACGUUAGCUGGUUCAUUUUCUUCGACCAAACCAAGGGCAUGUGGAUCAACGGGACCAAGAAAAAUCGUUCCAUGCACGACGCUUGUCUCUCAUUUUUGGAGAGGGAAGUUGAAGACCCGAAAACACGAGAAAAGCUUCGACCCAAGAAUGACUUUGGGUGCAAGAGGGUUUUAUUUCUGGAUGACUGGUAUUCUCUAUUCAACAAAGAUAACGUGGAAUUGGUCACCGAGAAGCCCAUCAGGAUCACUGCAACCUCCAUAGUAUCGAAGACUCCGCAGUCACUGUCAGACGAAGAACGAGCUGCUGGACCUACCGGAUCAUACCUUGAGACACAGGAAGAGGAUCGUACUGGAGAAGCCACUCGCGAGAUCGAUGUACUCAUCUGGGGGACUGGAUUCGACAUGAACGAUUCGGGUGGCCACUUUCAGAUCUAUGGAGGAGACGGAAAAUCUCUGUCUCAAAAAUGGAGAGACUAUCCUGAGACAUAUUGGAGUCAGUGUCAAGACGCCUUUGAGAUCUGUUCUGGUCGCUGA